AUGGAUGGGCAACAAUCGUCACCACAAUCCAACGUCCUCCUCGCUGGCCUCUGCUGCCGCGACAAUGUGCACCUCGUCGUCGGCACCAACCCUCUCGCCGCCGCCCGCUGCGCGCAGUCCCUCGCGGCUGGCGCGCGCCCGAUCCUCGUGGCCCCCGCGACCGCGGCCGAGGACAUGCACUACAACCUGCAGGCCAAGAUUGACGACGGCAGCGUCAAGUGGGAGCGCAAGCCGCUCGAGGAUGCGGACCUGUUCCGCCUCGGCCGGGACGAGGUCGACAACGUGGUCGACGCCGUCUUCAUAACCACCGGCAACCGCGAGACCAACGCCCACUUCGCUGCCCUCUGCCGUCGCAACCGCAUCCCCGUCAACGUCGUCGACGCCCCGGACCUCUGCACCCUCACGCUGCUGUCCACGCACGUCGACGGCCCGCUCCAGAUCGGCGUCACCACCAACGGUCGCGGCUGCAAGCUGGCCUCGCGCAUCCGCCGCGAGAUCGCCGCCUCGCUGCCCGCCCACCUCGGCGCCGCCACCGCCCGCCUCGGCGACGCCCGCCGGCGCGUCAUCCAGCAAGACCGCUGCGAAACGACGCCCACCGGCGACGACGACGACUCGACCGGCCAGAGCGCCGCGUUCAACAAACUCGUCACCCCGCAGGACGCCGAGGACGCCAAGACCCGGCGCAUGCGCUGGCUGAGCCAGGUCUGCGAGUACUGGCCGCUGAGCCGGCUGGCCGCCGUCACCGACGAGGACGUCGCCCGGCUGCUGACCAGCUACCCCGGCGCCACCACCGACCCUUCCUUUUCUUCCUCCCCCCCCGGCGGCGACGACGACAACGCACCGAAAAGGCUCGGCCGGCUCAUCCUCGCCGGUAGCGGGCCCGGCCACCCAGACCUCCUCACGCGCGCCACCCACCGCGCCAUCCUCGCCGCCGACCUCGUCCUCGCCGACAAGCUGGUCCCCGCCGGCGUGCUCGCCCUGAUCCCGCGGCGCACGCCCGUGCGCAUCGCCCGCAAGUUCCCCGGCAACGCCGACGCCGCGCAGGAGGAGCUCCUCGCCGCCGCCCACGCCGGCGUGCUCGCCGGCCAGACCGUCCUGCGCCUCAAGCAGGGGGACCCCUUCCUGUACGGCCGCGGCGGCGAGGAGGUCGCCUGGUUCCGCGCGCGCCGGCUCGGUCACCUCGUCGCCGUGCUGCCGGGGGUCACCAGCGCGCUCUCCGCGCCGCUCUUCGCCGGCGUGCCCCCGACCCAGCGCGACGUCGCCGACCAGGUCCUCGUCUGCACCGGCACGGGCAAGAAGGGCGCGGCGCCGGCGCCGCCAGAGUUCGUCGCCUCGCGCACCGUGGUCUUUUUGAUGGCGCUGCAUCGCAUCACAGCGCUCGUAGGGGAACUCACAACCACCACUGAGCAGGAGCAGGGCAAGGCGGCGGCGGAGGCGGCGGCGCAGAACCGGACGCUGUGGCCGUUGACGACGUCGUGCGCGGUCGUGGAGCGCGCGAGCUGCCCGGAUCAGCGCGUCAUCCGCACCACGCUGGCGCAUGUGGCGGAAGCUAUCGAGGCGGAGGGCAGCCGACCUCCGGGACUGCUGGUUGUCGGCGCCGCAUGCGAGGCUCUCGAGGGCCCGCUGCCGAGGGGCCGCGCGUGGCUCGUCGAGGAGGGCUUCCGUGGGCUAGAUGGACUCGACGGCUUGGAAGCCAUGGUCGCCGCAGGGUUGGAAGGUGGUGUCGCCACGGCGUGA
This is a messenger RNA of Cordyceps fumosorosea ARSEF 2679, 1737 nucleotides long. RefSeq names its product Uroporphyrin-III C-methyltransferase. The record is from RefSeq and is a predicted model, not a curated record. Gene Ontology annotation, molecular function: uroporphyrin-III C-methyltransferase activity. The coding region runs from base 1 to 1737 and encodes 578 amino acids. Gene Ontology annotation, biological process: sulfate assimilation; siroheme biosynthetic process. The transcript has 2 exons. Lineage: Eukaryota; Fungi; Ascomycota; Sordariomycetes; Hypocreales; Cordycipitaceae.